Molecule: messenger RNA, 849 nt
Organism: Humulus lupulus (European hop)
Lineage: Eukaryota; Viridiplantae; Streptophyta; Magnoliopsida; Rosales; Cannabaceae
Exons: 5
Coding region: 226-489 (87 amino acids)
Biological process (GO): mRNA splicing, via spliceosome
Cellular component (GO): U2 snRNP; precatalytic spliceosome
Source: RefSeq, a predicted model, not a curated record
CUCUCACUCUCGAUCUCUCUAUCUCUAUAGCAUAUACUCUCAGCAGCUCAGCCCCUACUGUGUCGCCUCCUUCCUUCCUCUCUGUCUCCUCCCUCCGGCGACUGCCCAAACGAACGGAACGGAACAGCCCAGCCUCUUCCUCUCUGUCUCUCUCCUCAUCUCCUCCUCUUCCUCUCUCGCUCGCUCCUCACUGUUCCUCCGAAACGCUUCUUCCUACACCCAAAUAUGCAGGCCAGUGAUAGGUUCAAUAUCAAUUCCCAGCUUGAACAUCUUCAAGCGAAAUAUGUUGGUACUGGGCAUGCUGACUUGAACAGAUUUGAAUGGGCAGUGAACAUUCAACGUGAUAGCUAUGCAUCCUAUGUUGGACAUUACCCACUUCUGGCUUACUUUGCUAUUGCUGAAAACGAAUCCAUUGGAAGAGAACGCUACAACUUUAUGCAGAAAAUGCUUUUGCCAUGUGGGCUUCCGCCUGAAAGAGAGGACGACUGAGAAUCUCCGACGAGAGAUCAAGCUGAACUGUUUUUAAUCUCUGGUCUUCUUCAGGCUCUGCAGGUUCCAUUUCCAUUUGGGAUAUCUGUAUAUCUGUUGCAUUGAAGCAGUGAUUAUAUUUGACAUUAAAUAGGAUAUUGAAUGCUGAGAUUGAUUUCUUUCUUGUUUGUGAAUUUCUUAUCAUUAGUUUAAGUAGUCCAGACUUGUACUUUUGGAUUCUAUGUCUUUCGGAUAGGUUUUGUCUAACUUCCCUUGGUCUUCUUGUUCUUCAAAUUUCAAGUAAACUGUUCACUUCUGGUGUAGAACUACCAAUGAGCAAAUGAGUAGAAAAUAUUGACUGAGGUGAUUUUGAUGGCAUCA